Molecule: messenger RNA, 1339 nt
Organism: Owenia fusiformis
Lineage: Eukaryota; Metazoa; Annelida; Polychaeta; Sabellida; Oweniidae
Source: the annotation of a GenBank genome assembly
GAAUGUGGCUAUGUGAAUGUAGCACAGGGCAGAUCUCCACAACAAUCGUCCAAUUACUAUCAGUUUGACGCCAGCUACUACAAGAUAGAAUCUUACUAUAAUGCCUUCAGGGCAAAUGAUCUUAACAGUGCAACAUGUUCCCAGACCAAUGCUGACGAUGGACCAUACUGGAGAGUUCAUUUAGAUGGAAGUCAACAGAUUAACAAUAUCGAAAUUACUACACAGUCAAAGGAUCCACUAUUUGAUGUCCAAGAGGGAACAUGCUCAGGUACUACAAUUUCGGACAUCACCUCGUACGGCUUCUUCAACUUCCCAGCAUGUUUAGAAGUGUGUCGUGGUAGAAUUGACUGCAAAGGUUUUCAGGCCGUAAUGGAACCAAGUGGUAUAAAUGGGUGUUACGCUUUCAGUUCCAUGGUAUGCGGCACAACUGCUGUACCAGACUCAAGAGGCAACCGAUACACAUACUUUAAACAAGCAUCCAGUUCAUCCAUAGAAUAUAAAAUAUACGUUGGUAGCGACCAAGAUUAUACAAAGUCCACUCUAUGUAGAACGCAGACAAUACAAAUCAAAGAAAACAUGGUUAUACAAUGUGAAAAUCACCUAGAGGGCAACUGGAUCAUUAUCAAAAGAGCAAGUGGUUCUAUGACUAUAUUGUCGCUGUGUGAAGUAAAAGUAAAUGUAUGCGAGAAAGGAUACUUUGGAUCCACCUGUAGCUCCCGGUGUCAUUGUAAGGACAGUUCGGAACAUUGUGACAAGUGGACGGGCGUUUGCACAUCUGGCUGUGCUGAUGGGUGGAAGGGAACGGGAUGUGACCAAGAGUGUGAUGCUGGUACAUUCGGAAGUGGCUGUGACAAGACAUGCCAUUGCAAAGACAACGCUGAAUGUGAUAAAGCAACUGGAGAAUGCUCCAAUGGCUGUGGUGCAGGAUGGACAGAUGAUGCAGAUAAUGGACCAUGUCAGCGAGCAUGCUCCAGUGGAUACUGGGGUGACAACUGUGAGCAAAGAUGUGACGAUGGCUGCUCUGGGGGAACAUGUGACAGAUUUGAUGGUUCUUGCGGGUGUGCAGAUUACUACUUAGGCGCUAAGUGUGAAAUAUACCUCCCAGUGAUGACAAGGCCACCUGUGCUUGUGGAAGAAAGUGUAACAGCUGACUCAGUCAGUGUGACAUUCAACCAAUGGACAACAGGAGUAGAUACCGGUGAUGCAAACGAAGUUACUAUAAAACAUUACAUCGUACAAUAUUGUAAUGAACCCCGUGUGGGAGACAUAUGCACCGAUGGACCAAAGGUAAUUUACUUUACUCUUAUCAUAAUCAUGACAUACCUAAAUGUCAUCACAG